Messenger RNA from Morus notabilis, 1728 nucleotides. RefSeq names its product protein arginine methyltransferase NDUFAF7 homolog, mitochondrial. Gene Ontology annotation, molecular function: protein-arginine omega-N symmetric methyltransferase activity. The transcript is spliced from 10 exons. Gene Ontology annotation, biological process: mitochondrial respiratory chain complex I assembly. The record is from RefSeq and is a predicted model, not a curated record. Gene Ontology annotation, cellular component: mitochondrion. Bases 44 to 1492 code for a protein of 482 amino acids. NCBI's taxonomy places the organism in Eukaryota, Viridiplantae, Streptophyta, Magnoliopsida, Rosales, Moraceae.
GUCUCCCACUUUCAUUGACGAACUCUCAACUCUACAUUCCAAAAUGCUGCUGAGGCGAGUGCUGCGACGAGCUUCCAUUUCCAACGCCUUGUUCGCUCCUCGCUUCUCCUUCUCCUCUUCUUUGCUUCGCAAAUGCCCUCUUUCCUCCUCUUCUGAAAUCCCACGCAAUUCUUUCGUCGAACAAUGGGACGAUCCGAACCAAACCAUUCCUCAACCCACCGCCACAAUAUCCGUCGACCGCUCCGGCCUUUGCAAUCCACCUGAGCAUUCUCAUGGACCUACUUCCGACUCUGAGCUCGUCAAGCACCUCAAAGGAAUCAUCAAGUUUCGUGGUGGGCCAAUCUCAGUUGCCGAGUAUAUGGAGGAAGUCUUGACAAAUCCUAAAGCUGGAUUCUACAUCAAUCGAGAUGUUUUUGGAACAGAAGGUGAUUUUAUCACCUCUCCUGAAGUUAGCCAGAUGUUUGGAGAGAUGGUUGGUGUUUGGGCAAUGUGCCUGUGGGAGCAAAUGGGACAACCAAAGAGAGUUAACCUAGUUGAGCUAGGUCCGGGGCGAGGAACUCUCAUGGCCGAUCUUCUUCGCGGUGCCUCAAAGUGUAAGAAUUUCACUGAGUCAUUGCAUGUACACUUGGUAGAGUGUAGUCCAGCACUGCAGAAGCUUCAACACCAGAAUUUGAAGUGCGUGGAUGAAGAGCCUACGCCCGACAAGGUUGAUAAAAGGACUGUCAGCACAUUGGCUGGAACCCCUGUAUCAUGGCAUGCUGCAUUGGAGCAAGUUCCGUCGGGAUUGCCUACAAUCAUCAUUGCCCAUGAAUUCUUUGAUGCUUUACCAGUCCAUCAAUUUCAGAGGGCUUCUCGUGGCUGGUGUGAGAAAAUGGUCAAUGUUGCAGAAGAUUCGAAGUUUCGUUUUGUUCUGUCUCCACAGCCUACACCUGCAACUUUAUACCUGGCAAAACGCUGCAAAUGGGCUACACCUGAAGAAGUGAGUAAGCUUGAGCAGAUUGAGGUUUGCCCCAAAGCAAUGGAGUUGACUCAAACUAUUGCUGAUAGAAUCAGUUCUGAUGGAGGUGGGGCUCUUAUAAUUGAUUAUGGCCUGAAUGGAACAGUCUCAGAUAGUCUGCAGGCAAUUCGGAAACAUAAAUUUGUCAGCAUUCUUGAUGAUCCAGGAUCCGCUGAUCUUAGUGCAUAUGUUGAUUUUGCUUCCAUCCGGCACUCUGCUGAGGAAGCUUCAGGGCAUGUAUCUGUUCAUGGGCCAAUUACUCAGUCUCAAUUCCUUGGUUCUCUUGGGAUUAAUUUCCGAGUGGAAGCUUUACUGCAGAACUGCACGGAUGAACAAGCCGAGUCUCUAAGGACUGGAUAUUGGCGUCUGGUGGGUGAAGGUGAAGCACCGUUUUGGGAGGGACCAGAGGAACAAGUGCCUAUUGGAAUGGGUACCCGAUAUUUGGCCAUGGCUAUUGUGAACAAGAAACAAGGUGUUCCAGUUCCAUUUCAGUGAAUACUUGGAUAACGCGGCUUUGUGUUGUAGAUUAUCAAUACACAAGUUUGUUUAGUUCACUAACAAUCUGGCAUAGAUUUGCGCAAAAUUUUAUUCAUGUGUUAAAUCUUUUUUGCUCUUUUCAGACUUUUAUCUUAAGCAUCAGAGUUGCAUUGCACAGUUUUUACACAAGCGAAUCCUUCUUGCUGCUUUUUAUUAGCUUUCCAAGCAAGAAGUGUGGGUGCCCAAAGGUGGUA